UGAACCGCCCACAUCGAGGACCUGCGCAAGGCAAAAGCAGUCCUCUAACCGGGGUAGACAGCUACAGUCCUGGGUAAUUAAAUUUCGGCGUCACAAAAGACAAAACAUUUCACUUCAUUUCGUUUUAAUUCAGACCUGUAAAUCCAGAAAUAAGGAAAUUAACCGACACUUAUCAGAUGUUGUGUGAUUUCAUAAACGCGAAUUAACCCACAAGAUCAAGAAAUUACUCAAAAAAACGAGCAGAAGUUCACCGAAGUUUCUCAGUAUUCAUCAUGGAGGAGAAGAAGGAGGAGAGCGAAGCGGAGAUCCACGAACACGGACCCGAACACUGGUUCUCCAAAUGGGAGCGUCAAUGCCUGGCCGAGGCCGAAAGGGAAGAACCGAACGAGGAGGCGGUGGACCAGAACCAAGAGAAACUGUGGCAUCUCUUCCAGAAUUCCGCUACGGCGGUGGCGCAACUUUAUAAAGAUCGAGUCUGUCAUCAGCAAGGACUGUCAUUGUGGUCUCCAUUUCAGAAUGCUGCAACAGCAGUGACUAAUCUUUACAAAGAGAGUGUUGAUGCACAUAAGAGAAGCUUUGACUUAGGAAUUCAGAUUGGUCAUCAGCGACGUAAUAAAGAUGUUUUGGCCUGGGUCAAAAAGCGAAGGAGAACUAUACGAAGGGAAGAUUUGAUAAGUUUCCUAUGUGGUAAAGCGCCACCACCAAGGACUUCUAGAGCUGCCCCCAAACUGACUGUCAUGUCUCCUAACCGACCACCUUCAUCGGACUCAGUAUCAUCUGUAGAGACUGAUUUACAGCCCUUCUGUGAGGCCAUAGCACUACAUGGUCUAAGUGGAGCAAUGGCCGGCAUCAGCGUCCGCUCAAGCACUCCCGGCUCUCCGACUCACGUCAGCGGCAGCUCGAAUGCAGGGCGCAGGCGGAAUGGACUGCACGAUGUGGACUUGAACACUUUCAUAUCGGAGGAAAUGGCCCUCCACCUUGGCAGCGCGGGCACCAGGAAGCGGUCCUCAGUCCAGUGCGCCGAUGUCAUCACAGACUCCCCAACCCAUAAACGCAACAGAAUGCUCUGAGUUCAGUUGUUGUUCUGUAUGCUUUGUGCUGCUUGAAAUAAAAGCCACUUAAUCCUCAACAUUUGCGUUCCCUCAAAAGGAAACAAGGAGCGCAGUAACCUUGCAUAUUCAGUACAGUAUGCCAUACGGUGGAGGCUAGUCCAUACCCCUCCGUGCAUGUUGACUUGUUUCUUUUUGCCCCUACCACAAAAUGAAUCCCAUCAGUCAAGUGACCGUGUUAUUUUUUUGAGUUGUAUGAUGCUGUCAGUAUCCAGUUUAUUGGAAAUAUAUUAACUACAAGAUACAACAAAUAAAAUAGGCUGUUUUUAGUUCACAGUAUCUCAUAGUUGCGCUUCCUAGCAUUGCCAAGCUAAUAACUCGAUGUUUGUUUUCAGAUAAUAAUGUCAGCAUCAGCUCAUUUCCCAUCAGUAUAUUUUCAGUUUUUCUUUGCACUCAUUGAAUGGCAGAUCAUUUUAGAAAUGUACAAUGUUAUUGGUCAUAAUUGAAACUGCUGCUGAUCUAAAUGUUUGUGUGAACUUGAGAUGGUUGCAAUAAUGAUUUUGCACUAAUGCAUUCAGCCAGACCUGUUGUUUUUUUUGUUUUUUUUAGGAACCAUAUAUAGACAUUAAAAGAAAUGCAAGGGAAGCAAGGCUUAUGAUAAAAUGGUGCAAUUGUUGACAUUUUACAUUUCAAGGCUGUUGUGAUUUGGUUUAGGGGUUAGGUGAGUCUUUGUGCUAUAAGAAUGGGUGUCUCUCAGGAGAAGUAGAGAAAAACUGUGUCGUCUUGAAAUUGAAGUGUCCUUUAAGUGCUUUUCAAAUCCAGGCCAGAGGAUUUGGAGAGCUGCACAUGUACGGUCCUGCUUUGUACUGAUGUGUAGAAGUCAAGCUGGAUUCUGACCCCCUUAGAAGUAGAAAUAUAUGUCGAUAUGAGCCCCUGGGCGAUUAGAGCAUGUGCUGCUUUGGCUCUGCAGGGCUCUUCAUCUAACAUGGAUUUUCUUUUUGCCCUUGUCUUUAUUUCUCGAUAUAAGAUGCUUUAUGUAGAAUGACCAAUUGAGUUAGUUGAUAUGAUCCUCGUGUUGACACUUCUAGAUUAAUGAGUGUUUGGCAUUUCAGAAAACGCUGGUGGAGGGGAAUCAGGAUGUGAGGUGUAUGUUCUGUCAAAGCCCAAUCAAACUGCUUUAUGCAGACAUAUUUAGUUACAAAUGUUUCAGAGAGUUUGCUUUUUGUUUCUGUAAUAUGAAUAUUGGCUAUUUGGUUAUUGAUUUCAUAAUUAAUUUGACAAACAUUUGUUUUCCAUACUAUAUAAAUGAACAUCUAAUUUUGAUUGGUCUGAAAAAAAAGUGCUUAUCAUUGAUUAAAUUGACAUGUAAUGCAUUUAGUUUAUUUGAAGGUCAGGAAGUGAAGCUAACAUUUUGUAAAAAGUUGGAAAGUAAAAUAGUCUAGAUUAUCCAAAUCAUCAUAACGAAACUACAGUUGCCAUUUUUGAAAAACUUGCAAAAGUUAUAGGCUAAGUUAUUAAAAUUACAUUUGUAUAUUCA
Ctenopharyngodon idella (grass carp) is the source of this 2586-nucleotide messenger RNA. RefSeq names its product HUWE1 associated protein modifying stress responses a (gene hapstr1a). The coding region runs from base 273 to 1070 and encodes 265 amino acids. The record is from RefSeq and is a predicted model, not a curated record. NCBI's taxonomy places the organism in Eukaryota, Metazoa, Chordata, Actinopteri, Cypriniformes, Xenocyprididae. The transcript is spliced from 4 exons.